Clavispora lusitaniae ATCC 42720 is the source of this 1971-nucleotide messenger RNA. RefSeq names its product ubiquitin-binding SDF ubiquitin ligase complex subunit. NCBI's taxonomy places the organism in Eukaryota, Fungi, Ascomycota, Pichiomycetes, Serinales, Metschnikowiaceae. The record is from RefSeq and is a predicted model, not a curated record. Gene Ontology annotation, molecular function: protein binding.
AUGGGAGUGCACAUAAACUCGUACCAAAGUCUUCCCGUUCCUGGAGCCACAGUUUUUAUAGCCACACUACUCUUUUCCUUUAAGGACGCAUAUACAUAUUUCAUCACAAAGCAACUAUCGAAUAAAAGAUAUAGCCAAGUGACUUUUCCACAAACAAAUAGUUAUUCAAGGCCUGCUUCCAGUACCAUGAAUUUGUUUGAUCCGUGCUUAUCACACGACACAACUUCAAACAAAACCACACAAAAUCUAACGGCAAUCCUCCAGAAAGGGGUUUCUGCACCAGAAAACGAAUCCGAGCAGUGGAAUGAGCCGGAAAAAGAAAUCAUCAGUGACUGCAAGGCGGAGAAUGAAGACCAGCUGGUGGUCACGCUGUUUUUAGCCAAACACAUUACGGAUCACUCCAAUAUCCCAAAAGACAACAUACACAAAUUUUGCUACCGCCACAAUCCAGACAUCGUAUGCAACAAGCAAGCAGAUGCUGCUAAAAUGAAGAGCAUCCAGAGCGAGCUUGAGAAACUUCCUUUGCGUGACCAGGAGGCCGUUAGUCACGUAUGGCUGAUCUUCUCUGCUGCCCCACACGCACACCGUCUGUUAAUCUUGCGUGGUUUGCUCAGUCAAUGUUGUUUCCCCCAGCUCUCAACCAUCUCUCAGGAAAUCAGCCAACUCGUGAGGAUAGACUUUAUAGCGACACUCCCGGUGGAGAUUUCCCUCAAAAUUUUGUGUUACUUGGAUUGUCAAUCGCUCUGCAAUGCGGCACAAGUUUCACGCAAAUGGAAAGAACUUGCGGACGACGACCGUGUUUGGCACCACAUGUGUGAACAACAUAUUGACCGCAAGUGUCCAAACUGCGGUUGGGGUUUACCAUUGAUGCACAUGAAGCGAGCCCGCGAGAUCUGUGAAACAGAGCCUGAUGCUAAGCGCCGCAAAACGAAAAGACCAUGGAAAAGCGUCUAUAGUGAACGGUAUCUGCUCGAAAAAAAUUGGCGGAAUGGUACUUACACGAUUCAACAGUUCCAGGGGCAUACCGAUGGCGUUACGUGUCUUCGCUUCAACCGUAAGUAUCUCAUAUCGGGUUCGUACGAUGCUACGGUGAAAGUAUGGGAUGUGGAUUCUGGAACCUGUAUCCGCACGUUAACGGGCCAUCAAAAGGGUGUGAGGGCAUUGGUUUUCGACUCGCAAAAGUUGAUCACGGGUGGCUUGGACCUGACCAUCAAAGUAUGGAAUUAUCACACUGGUGAGUGUAUCUCAACAUACCGCGGCCACGAUGAUGCUGUAUCCAGUGUUGAUUUUUCCAACAAAACGAUUGUUUCUGGACUGGCUGACUGCACAGUGAAGGUGUGGCAUGUGGACUCUCGAACUUGUUACACGCUUCGAGGCCAUAGCGACAGUGUCAACUGUGUCAAGAUCGAUGUAGCAUCAAACACGGUUUUUUCUGCUUCGGAUGACACAACAGUGAAAAUGUGGGAUUUAGCCACAAACCAGUGUCUUCGUGUUUUUGGCGGUGUGGGUAGUAAUGGCCAUGUUGGACAAGUUGAAACAGUGAUUCCAUUUGUGUACAAGGGCGGUGAUUUGAUAACGGAUUCUAAUGAGAGCGACAGUGAGGGCGCGGGCCGCCCAUCACGCCAGGAGGAGAACACAUCCGUUUGCAGCGAGCUUCCUGAGGAUGGAAAUUAUCCAACUCACAUAUUAACCUCUCUGUUGGAUAAUACCAUCAAGUUGUGGGACGUCCGCACAGGAAAAUGUAUACGUACGCAAUUUGGUCACAUUGAGGGAGUAUGGUCAAUCCUGGCUGACACUUUCCGCAUUGUUCUGGGUGCUCACGACAGGUUGGUAAAAGUAUGGGACUUGCAAGAUGGAAAAUGCUUGCAUACGUUUGGGAACAAUGCCAGCGUGAGCUGUGUUGGAUUAUCAAGCCACAGUUUCGCGGCAGGUUUGGAGAAUGGGAACAUCAAGAUGUAUAACUUCAGUUAG